Phaeodactylum tricornutum CCAP 1055/1 is the source of this 4518-nucleotide messenger RNA. RefSeq lists its product with no specific name. NCBI's taxonomy places the organism in Eukaryota, Bacillariophyta, Bacillariophyceae, Surirellales, Neidiaceae. The transcript is spliced from 4 exons. The record is from RefSeq and is a predicted model, not a curated record. The coding region runs from base 94 to 4500 and encodes 1468 amino acids. Gene Ontology annotation, biological process: regulation of GTPase activity.
CGCCCGUCGUCUUUGACCCAAGACAACUCGACGAAACGUCGUGAUAGCAAUUUCAUCGCGGACUUCUGUUGCCUGCGACGAAGCAACGUUCGCAUGACUUUGUCGGCGGCGGCCGGAACGGUUUGGGACUGCGCGGGCUUGUUGGAGCACGUGGCGAAUGCGGAAGCCAUCCACCAGGUGCACUGCGAGGAGGAAGAGACGAUGUUGCGCGCCUCCACUACUUCAGUCUUUGGUCAUCCCGAUCCGCCGCGGACGUACCUUUUUCACCUUGACUCCAGUGGCGACGUGUACACCGGCAACGACACUAAUUGUCGUUCCCCGUCCGCCGUUUUGAUGAUCGCAUAUACCGCCCACUGUGUCGCGGGACAAAUCCUGGAAUCCGAUUCUUCAACCGAAACUAGCAGCCCAAAAACCCCGUCCAAUACUCCCUUUACAAUCUGUAGCUUGCGUCCACAACUUCCGGAAGAAAACGACGAGGAUGAUAUGGAGCUAGACCGGAGCCUCGAGUAUGCUUUCCUCCUGGGUGAAGUUGUAACAUGUUUGACAGUCGUUGGUGCAACACCAGCCAACCCAAAAACAGCCGACAGCUCGGUAGAAUCAUUGUCCCGUGCGAUUCCUUCUACAAGCGCUAGCAGUAGUCCAGACGUGGAUUGCAGAUUGCUCGCACUCCUUUUGGGCACGUCGGCUUCCAGGGUACUUGCAGUAGAGCUCACGCUACGACGCGAACAAGACGUUUGGAGUCUGACUUUAGCAGCGCAAGAGAGACAGCACAGUGAUCAAGUUUUGUUUGAAGCUCUACCUAGAGAUGAUUUGGAAACUUGCCGACGACUUGAACGUUCUGGUAAUUUUCGUGUUCCUUUUGUCCCCGACGGCGGCGUGGUCUCCUUGACAGCAUUUUCCCUCGGUGCCACAACAACGACGACCUCCUCCGGCCGUCACUCGUCUUUUGUGUGGGUGGUCUAUGGCGAUGGCACGCUAGUCCGCGUCCAUAGUCAAGCCGUUUUCCCGUCAACGUGGCAGCAAGGUGCAGCCGCCAACCAAUCCGUGGAGGCCUGGCUUGGUGGGACACCGACGAGUAAAAUGACGACGACAGCCGGUUCCCUUCGAGUUGUUCCACUCUAUCAGUAUCACCUUACACCGCUCGCUGAGGUGCCCGGAACCGUACAAUCACAAACUGUGGAGUCGUCGUCCGAUGACGACGCUGACUACGACGGAGAAAAUGUUGACGAGUUGGAAUCAUUUGAAGCCUUGGUUUUCAGUGAAAGGGCUACGGACAACUUUCCUACGCUCGUAUUUUACACGUCAGAAAAUCAUUUUGACCAUUCCAUGCAUCCCAGCCAACGCAGUUCUCUCUCCCAGAGGACUUCGGUCAAAGCUGUUGUCGGAAACACCAAGGCAUUGGUUGGUGGCUUUGUGGGUUCCGCCAUGGGAGCGCUGCGGUGGGGUUGGGGUGGUGAUACACGUGCGGCUACUCACAUGAGUACUCCGCCGGUCCUUGACGACGAGAUGACGGGAGACGAAAGGGACUUGCCUGCUACGCCAUUUCCGUCGUUGUGGAAAGAUCCCAUCACGCUGGUGGCCGGUCAUGAGCUUCACGACGCGCCACGGCGCAUCGAGUUUUGUGCGCUGGAUCCGAAGGGCAAUCUAGCGGCACUCGCCGACACUCUCGGACGGAUUAUCGUGUUGGAUCUGACGACCAAACAAGUCGUGCGCGUGUGGAAAGGUUUUCGAGAAGCUACUUGCCACUGGAUUCAAGCGCCGCGUGCGGAGGACCCGGGCAAGUGUCGCCUGUACCUGGCAAUUCACUCACGACAACGACAUGCUCUCGAAGUGUGGCCGAUCAGACAAGGUGGAAAGGUUUUCUCUAUGCAAGUGGGACGGGAUGCACAUAUUCUUCCGUGUACGAAUGGUUUGUCGCCGUCUCAUUGGGCAAUCUGUUAUUGUCUAUAUUCAAAUGUAAUUGGUACGGGUCUAAAUCGGAUGGAACGGAUUACUGUAGACGGUUUAUCCAACAAGAAGUCCUCCGUAGUCACAGCGCCAUCAAUGGCUAGCUCGAGCACAUCAACGCACAAUGUUGCGCCAAGUCCAUCACAAACAGUAUGGUCACCGAGAACAGCUGCUUUGAAGCUCCGCCAUCUUCAACAAUUGCUCUCAACUGAAUCGGCACACUACACGACCCAGGACCUUUACAAAGCUUUGCAGGACAUCGAGUCGCUAGUCGACCUGUCUUCUGCUUUGGAUCUGCUUGCAGGAGCGUCGGUACUAGAAGAUCGGUUGGGUGUAAAGGGGGCCGACUUUCAGAAAUUAGCGCUGGGCUAUUGCAGUGUGACCUUGAGUGCGGCUACAAAGGGAAAUGAUGCCACAAAGAGUUCAAAUCCGAAUGUGCAGCUGCUUUCGCGGAAGAUCAACUUCUAUUCUCAGUUUCGCUAUCAGAUCAUAACCGCUUUUGUGCUGGUGCAAAAGUUUGAAGCUACGACACACGACAAGGCCUCCGAGUCUCAACCUUUGGUGCCAUCAACCUGGGCCGAAGAAGCUGCCGGAUGGGCUUCGACGUACUCUCAGAUCGUUGACAACAAGGAAUCUUCCCAGCAGGAUAGCACCCCUUACCAUAAGAGUCCGGUUUCUUUUUCAAUUUUUGCAAAGGCAUUGAUAUUUCCCAAUUCAGCAACGGAGGGAAAGAAAAAGAUGAAAAUUUUCUUCAGUGAUAGCUCCAGGACCCGCAAAGAUAUUUUGGUGCAUGUUUUUAAGCCGCUUCUGGCGGAUGUAUUUUCUUUCAAUGUUGUGAACUCAAUUUUCGAUGCGCUAGGAAUUCGAGACGAGACGGACUACAUAAUGAAGUGCUUUGGGGAAUGGUUCAUGACGGUUCAUGUGGAUCAGAUCCUUGAGAGAUGCCUCUUCGCGAACCUAGCUCCGUCGACACGAUUGUUACAGGACCUUGCCACUGUUCAGCUUACAAAGUACCAAGGCGGGGCUGCCUUGAAUGUUCUUUACAAGUUUUGCAAAGAGGCGACAGACUUGGUGCGAGCAUUUCUACUGUGUGUCCUGUGUCGAGACGCCGUUGCGAAAGCCUCUACACAGCAAGAGAAAGCCACUUACGGUACGAUUUUGAGUGUAGAUAUGACCAAAGAUUGGGAAUGCCUACUUCGGAGUGUAAGAAUUUGUCUUCUGGUUUCUUUGCGACUGAAGGGUGUUAGACUUGGCGCUGCGCCAGUCAGUGUUUAUGCCGUUGAGCAAGACGGUAACUUUUCGGUUUACGAGUGGCUUGCACGAGACGAGCUUUCUUUGACGCAGGAUCACGAAGAAAUCUCUAGUUUGGAGAAAGCGUGCAAAAUGAGUAGCUUCGCAUUUGACCCAUCGCAGCGUGAAGGGGACGACCCCACACACUUCAAGUUACUACAAAGUUCUUGUUUAUCUGCAUCAAUCAGUGAGGACGAACGCGCUGAGUACUUGGUUGACUUUGACGACGACAUGGGCGCUCUCCUGCUGUUCUUCAGACGCUACAAUGAGCCUGCACUUCUCGUGGCUCACCGGGCCUUACUUCUCGGAUCCAAAUGGUCAGCGGAUCCAACACAGCUUGCGACUCUAGGUGACGUCAUUGCAGCUCUCAAAGCCAUGGAUAAGCGAGCGGAGUUUGUAUCGCUGGCCUUUGCUGUGAAAAUGGAAGUUUGGUACAAUCAAAUCUGUCCGAUCUACCGGGCGUACCUUUUUGGCUUCGACGAGGUCCAUGAACUAAAUGAACAGUUAGUUUCGCCCUUGAUUGCAAGCAAAAGCUGGCUGUCUGCUUUUGGCCAUCUUGCUCUUCAGUUGUUAGUGCUACUAGCUGAAAUUCCGUGGGACGCGGAACUCAUGAGUGUCUACAAUCCUCCUCUGGAGAGCGGUAUAGUUGAGACAUGGCCGCCGUCAUUGUCUUGCCCGACCAGCAUCUCAGCUAAUGCAACUCCACAGCAACGGAUCUUUCUACAAACCGCAGUUGCAGGGUUAGCCACUGAGUACAGCGGACGCGCCAUGGACAGUUUUGCUUGCUUGGUUGAAGUCGAAAUGCUGGGAAAGAUUUGGGGUUUCGAUCUGAAGUUUCUGCGCUCUUUGUACUUGCUUGCGAUGUACGAGUUGGCCAAAGAUCGGAUGGUUGACGAACUUCUGACGAAGAGUGCUACGGUCAUCGACGGACCUUACUUUGUAGAAGGGGCUGUCGAUAUCGUAUGCCGCCGGCUCAACGAUUUUUUGUUCGGGGAUAGGAUGAGAACUGGUGAAAUACAAGGUGUUGUAGGUAUGCUGGACGCUGAUUUGUGCGAGUGGUUGCAAUCAAGAGCCGAAAGCUCUAGCUACUUUGUCAAGCCGGGACCACCUAGUAGUAUUCGUAUUGGCAACACUCAUUUGUUCACCAUGAGGUUGUUGAGUUUAAGCGCAACUGCACAGAUUGAACCCGCUCUGCGCGUUAAAAUUCAUUCCCUUGUCGUACUCAGUGGAACACUGGUCAAGGCGCUCGAAGGGCGGAAGUAAGAGUUUAGAGGUAAAAGC